This is a messenger RNA of Fusarium coffeatum, 1803 nucleotides long. RefSeq lists its product as uncharacterized. NCBI's taxonomy places the organism in Eukaryota, Fungi, Ascomycota, Sordariomycetes, Hypocreales, Nectriaceae. The transcript is spliced from 4 exons. The record is from RefSeq and is a predicted model, not a curated record. Bases 1 to 1803 code for a protein of 600 amino acids.
AUGCCGCUUCCUACAUCAUCAAUCUAUGAGCCGCCUUCGGCUGGCUUCACUGGCUUCCCUUCACGAAGGAGUGUUGUUCAUAGCACCGAGGGAAUUGUAGCUGCGCCUCAACCUCAUGCGGCGAAUUGUGGUCUUGAAGUUCUGAGAGCAGGAGGAAAUGCUGCUGAUGCAGCCGUUGCUGUUGCCGCCGGUCUCAAUGUCACAGAGCCAGUAUCUACAGGUAUCGGAGGCGACAUGUUCCUCCUCUACUUCGACGCCGCAACAAAGACCGUCAAAAGCCUCAACGGUUCAGGCCGCUCAGGCUCAAAACAGACCCUCGAGACAAUUCGCAAGAGUCUGAACAUUCCAGACGGUAAGAUCGGUGAAAUCCCAACGCAUGGCGUCCACGCUGCAACGGUUCCUGGUGCUGCGGCUGGCUGGGUCGAUACCGUCGAGAGAUUCGGUAGUGGAAAGGUCACGAUGAGCCAGAUUCUUGAACCAGCGAUCAAGUUGGCUGAGAAUGGACAUCCUGUUACUGAGAUUGCUUCUCAUUCGUGGCAAGCGCAAGAGAAGCUUCUUCGCAACGCCUCUCCCAACUUUGCAGAAAUGCUCAAGAAGGAUCCUAACGCACCAGACGGUGUUCGCGCCCCCCGUCCCGGCGAAGUCUUUAAGAACCCAACUCUCGCCGCCACUUUCCGUGCCUUAGCUACCGAAGGCAAGAAGGGUUUCUACACAGGUCGCAUCGCCGAAGAAAUCGUCAAAGUUGUCCAAGACCUCGGCGGAUACCUCGAACUCGACGACCUUAAGCACCACCUCGAAACAGGCACCCAAAACACAGAUCCCAUCUCCGUUAAGUUCCGCGGUCAAGGUCUUGAAGAUAAGGGCGUCGAGCUAUGGGAGCAUCCUCCUAAUGGACAGGGUAUCGUUGCGCUUAUGGCCCUGGGGAUUGUUGAACAACUUGAGAAGAUGGGCAAGAUUCCCAGGUUCGGAGUUGAGGAUCAUAAUUCGACGGCUUAUUUGCAUGCGAUUAUUGAGGCGUUGAGAUUGGGAUUCACCGACGCGAGUUGGUAUGUUACUGAUCCAGACACUACCAAGGUCCCGACUUCGGGCCUGAUUUCGCCAGAGUAUCUUGCCGAGAGGGCCAAGAUUUUUGAUGCGAACAAGGCGCACGAUGGUGUUCAGCCUGGAAACCCCGAUUUCGUAUCGCCGGCUUUGCAGAGCAGCGACACAGUUUACUUCACCGUUACAGACUCAGCUGGCAACGCUGCUUCAUUCAUCAACUCCAACUACGCAGGUUUCGGCACAGCGAUUAUCCCCAAGGGUUGCGGUUUCACGCUCCAGAACCGAGGCGCCAACUUCUCCCUAGACGAGAAGCAUCCCAACAAGCUCGAACCGCGCAAGAGACCUUACCACACCAUCAUCCCCGGCAUGGCGACAAAUCUCAACGACGGCUCCCUUCACUCAGCAUUCGGCGUAAUGGGCGGCUACAACCAACCCCAAGGAACCGUGCAAGUUCUCCUCAACCAGGUCCUCUUCGGCCUGAACCCCCAACAAGCACUAGAUGCGCCGCGAAUCUGCAUCGGAGCUGGUAUGCCAGACGAAGGAAACGUGCUAGACUGGACUGUGCAUGUAGAGGAGGGUAUAUCUGAAAAGACUGUCGAGGAGUUGAAGGCAUUAGGACAUAAUGUAGUUGUGCUUAAGGGAUGGAAGAGGGCUAUGUUUGGAAGGGGUCAGAUUAUUAGAUAUACUAUUGAUCCAGAUGGAACGCCGGUUUGGUCGGCGGGUAGUGAUCCUAGAGCAGAUGGCGCAGCAUAUCCGCUGUAA